Molecule: messenger RNA, 1760 nt
Organism: Poecilia reticulata (guppy)
Lineage: Eukaryota; Metazoa; Chordata; Actinopteri; Cyprinodontiformes; Poeciliidae
Source: RefSeq, a predicted model, not a curated record
GACGUUGUGUUUCCGCUAAACCCGGAAGUGCUCCGUCAGGUUGCUCUUUCCAGCACAACGCAGCACGACGGUUUAUAAUAUAUAUAUAUAUAUACAUAUAUUUUCCGUUUAAAGGCGUAUAAAAUAUAGGUGAAAAUGUCCGGAGGGGUCCAAUUGGAGAAUGCGAACCCGGUGAUCUUCCAGCGCUCCGUGGACAGGAUGCUAACAGCGUCCGAAGAGGACGAAGACGUUCACGACCCCAUCGACGACAGGGAAAUAUUUGAUCUGAUCCGAUCCAUCAAUGACCCGGAGCACCCGCUGUCUCUGGAGGAGCUCAACGUGGUCGAGCAGGUUCGAGUUAAGGUCAAUGAUACAGAGAGUACUGUGAGUGUCGAGUUCACUCCCACAAUCCCCCACUGCAGCAUGGCGACUCUCAUUGGUCUGUCCAUCAAGGUCAAGCUUUUGCGCUCUUUGCCAGACAGGUUCAAAAUUGAUGUUCACAUCACUCCUGGAACUCAUGCCUCAGAAGAAGCAGUGAACAAACAGCUGGCAGACAAAGAGAGAGUGGCAGCAGCUUUGGAGAACUCGUCUCUGUUGGAAGUAGUCAACCAGUGCUUGUCCAGCAGGACCAUCUAAACAUCUUGGACUGUACGAUAUUUUUCCUUUGUUUCCCAGUUAUCAUUUACCCAUCAGAUCACGUCUGUCUGUCUGUGAUGUGGAGAUGGAGCUGGUGUACAUAACCAACCAGAAAGGCUACAGAUUAGAAGCUUGUCUCCAAGUUGGCAAAGGUUUACGUCAGAUGUUUCUUCAGUAAUACAUUUUAAUAUGUACUUUAUUUUUAAACCAAAGUUUUAAUGUACAUCAUUUGUUGUUACCUGUAUAUAAUGUGCAUAUAGUUUUAGUAAAAUAUAUCGCUCAGAAAACAUCUUGUACUUCCAGCAAUUAUUCAUUCAACAUGUCUUUGCUCCCACAACCACAGAUUAAUGAUUAUUUGUUCUCUUUCCUGGACAUUCUGUUCGACUUUUCAAGCAUAAAAAUCACAGUAUACUUGGAGCUUUUGAAAAUCUCAGACCAACUCAAUCACGCAACGUUCAAGGUCACUUGCUCGGUUUAAAUCUUAAUACUAUGGUCUUUACUAUGAUUAGGACCCUACAGAUAUCCAAUAUGAUUACAUUAUUCACUAUUUUUUAACAAGUAUUCAACAGGUGUACUAAAAAAAAAAAGAAGUGGCUUGUGUAUGCAGACACAUAUGCUCAUUACUGGCUGUUUUCAAUGCUUAAACAGCUGUCAAAUACAGAAUCAUUAUUCGUUCUGGCGCCCCCUGUAGCAUGGCGCUUCCACUUUUUACGCCACUGAUUAGCAUAUAUAUGUGAGCUUCAAAUCUAAUCAUAAAAGGUUGUCCCAUCUUGGUUCUGCAAAUAUGGGUUGUUAUAAAAUGUGUACUGUUUCAAUUUGUCCACUAGGUGGUGUUCUAUGUGUGGGAAAUUCAGUCUGCCAGAACAAAGAGUCACUAUGCCAAGACACAUAAUCACUGAACAGUUUUUCAUUUAUCCUUUAAUGUGACAGGGUGUUUAACUAACUGAAGCUUAUUUUAGAAGAUAGCUUGAACACCAAUGGAGUUAUAAGAUUUUGAUCCAACCAUUUCAUAAAUAUGUGAUAAGAUUGAGAAGUAAAUGCACUUGGAUUGUUUUUACGUAUUGGAAAAACCCCACAGUUAUGACACAGUUGUCUUAUUUCUGAAUGGAAGUACCGCAGCAUAAAAUCUUCCUGAACCCAGGCCA